AAAUUGUCUCUCAAGAGGAUUGCCACAGGAAAGGAAGACCCAGUGUUACCUCUGCUGCAGAGGAUAGGUUCAUUAGUUACCAAACUCAGAAAUCGGCAAUUUACUGCACCUCAGAUUGCAGCCCAAAUAAAUGCUUCACAGAGUUCAAGUAACAGACACAACUCAACAUCAACUGUUCAGAGACUGUGAAUCAGGCCUUCAUGGUUGAAAUGCUGCAAAGAAACCACUACUGAAGGACACCAAUAAGAAGAAGAGACUUGCUUGGGCCAAGAAACACGAGCAACGGACAUUAGACCGGUGGAAAUCUGUCCUUUGGUCUGAUGAGUCCAAAUUUGAGAUUUUUGGUUCCAGCUGCAGUGUUUUUGCGAGACGCAGAGUAGGUGAACGGAUCUCUACAUGUGUGGUUCCCGCCAUGAAGCAUGGAGGAGGCGGUGUGAUGAUGUGGGGGUGCUUUGCUGGUGACAAUCUCAGUGAUUUAGUUAGAAUUCAAGGCACACUUAACCAGCUUGGCAACCACAGCAUUCUGCAGCGAUUCACCAUCUCAUCUGGUUUGCGCCUAGUGGGACUAUCAUCUGUUUUUCAACAGGACAAUGACCCAAAACACAUUCCAUGCUGUGUAAGGGCUAUUUGACCAAGAAAGGGAGUGAUGGAGUGCUGCAUUAGAUGACCUGGCCUCCACAAUCACCCCGCCUCAACCCAAUUCAAGUGCUCAGCAUAUGUGUGAACUCCUUCAAGACUUUUGGGAUUCUCUGUGGAAUGCCCGUGUCAUGAUGCAGUCUCUGAGUCUCACCCCGCACCCAGGUGACGAGGGAGGGUGUCUCCGGCCGUCGGCCAAUCACAGAAGGUGCUUUAGGAUAGUCACUUCCUGUUUGUGUUCAUCAAUACUUCCUCUCGGAACCCUCAAGCCUCACUGACGUCCCGCCCCCUUGGUGCUAUGCGUCUCUACUUCCUGGUUUACCGUGUGCUGAUGAUGUCACAGAAGGAAGUAUAGGACCUCUCUGCCUGUAGAACAUCAGCCUCCUUGCACUUUCUAGAACUUCCUGUUUCCUGCUGCUGCUUGACUACCUGUUAAAUUGCACAACAUCUCUCAGACACUCUUAAGGCUCUGACCUCUAACCUCUGAACCCAAGCAGCCAUGAGGCACAUUCAUGUAGAUCUGACACGCAGCAGCAAGGAGGAGCUGGCUCCUGUGGAGCUUCCAUCCCACAAGGGGGACCUGUCUUCUCCUGCAGCCCCCUCACAGGGCCCUGAUCCUGGGGUGAUGGUUGGGGUUUCCAGACACAUUGGUCAGGAGCAGCUGCGUCUCCAGAAGGUCUACCAGCUCUCUAUCUUCUCCCAGCUGGGGGGGUUCUCAACCUCUGACCCCCCCAGGACAAGUGAGGCCCAGCCGGGACAGGCCCCUCGGAUAGCCAGGCAGGGGGUCAAGAGGGGCCUGGAGGAGCCCAAGCUUAGCCACAAAUGGCCCCACCUGGCUGGGGACACAUACAGAGAUGGUGACACCCUGGAAGAAGGGGUUCUGUGUGGGCCAGGACCUGGGGUAGGGGUUGGGAUGGGGGUAGGGGUAGGGCAGGUAUUCUCCUGCGUCAUGGUCGAUCACAGAGACUCAGAUGGGGACCUGUCACCUAGAUCCCCCCCACCUGAACCCCUCUCCCCCGGCCACACCCCCGCCCGACGCCCCGCCCAGCACAACCAUGACAGGCCCGUCCCGGACCCGUGGGCUCCGCUGCCUCCCCACAGCCCCCCUGGCUCCCGCAGCCCCUUACCCAGCACAGAGCCUCCUUCUGAUCCUGGAGGGUCUGGGACGGGCUGCAGUAGUGGCUCCUCAUCGGGACAGCGUCAGCCCAACUCCUGCAGUGAUGAGGGUUCCUAUUGGGCCCCCGGAGUCUUCGAAACCCCCAUCCACCCUGGACCUCCCCUCUCCCCCCACUACCUUCUCACCACAGACCCCAAGGGUCCCGGGGAGGGCAGUGAGUGUGGGGCCAAACUAGAAUCCACCCCGCCCCGUCCCAGUACCACAGCAUCCACCAACGAGCUGGCCUCCCUGGAGAAGACCCCCAGCACCAGCGGAUUCCGUGGGGUCCCCUCGGUCCCCUGCCCUGCGAAGAAGAAACUUCUAUCCUCUAGCGACACAGCAGAGUCGUGUUCGGAGGAUGAGGGCCCCUCUACCUCUAAGAGGAGCCGUCUGGCCCUGCUGGCCCCUGGCUUAGGGCUGGCCUCCUGCAGGGGCACCGAUGCCAAGGCUGCCCCCUUCUGGGGCCACCUGCUGCCAAACGCACAGGGCCGGGACCACGCCAAGAGUGUAUCAGAAGUCAGCAGAACCAGCAGGAGGCUGAAAAGUCGACAGCUGCGUAGUGGACGGCGUACAGACACCUCGUGUCGUUCUGCUCGGUCAGGCUGGCCCUCUUCCUCAAUCAGCCGGUCACUACUGGGCAACUUUGAGGAGUCGAUCUUGAAGGGUCGUUUCUCUCCGUCGGGUCGUAUCGAGGGCUUCACAGCAGAGAUCGGUGCCAGCGGAUCCUACUGCCCUCAACACGCCACUCUGCCUGUACACGUCACCUACUACGACAUCUCAGAGCACAGCGCACCCUCACCCUUCCUGGGGGUGAUCUCCUUGGAGCCUCUUGGAAAGAGGGGAUACAGCGUACCCAAAGCAGGGACCAUCCAAGUGACCUUAUUCAACCCCAAUAAAACUGUGGUGAAGAUGUUCCUCGUGACCUAUAACUUUGGGGACAUGCCCGUCAAUCACAUGACCUUCCUGCGUCACCGCAUCUUCCUGGUUCCCGUGGAGGAGGCGGGGCCAGGUGGGAAGGGGGAGGGGCCUACAGAGCCCAGGGCAACACCCGCAGAGAGGAAGAAGAUUCUCUGCUACUUGAUACACCUCAGAUUCCAGAGCUCCAAAUCUGGGAAGAUUUACCUGCACAACGAUAUCCGGCUGCUUUUCUCCCGCAAGUCCAUCGAGGUGGACACAGGGAUCCCUUACGAGCUCAAAUCUUUCACCGAGGUGCCAAGAAACCCCAAAUACUCCACCCGUGUGUGACCCUACGGCUCCUAAUCCCUGACCCCUAACGCAGCCUGGAAUAGGGCAUAGACAGACUGCUCAGUACAUCGACGAGAAUACUUGAAUAGACUUUACAUACAUACAUACAUACAUACAUACAUACAUACACACACACACACACACACACACACACACACACACACACACACACACACACACAUACAUAAA
Messenger RNA from Oncorhynchus masou masou (cherry salmon), 3226 nucleotides. It is a transcript of the gene atosb, whose product is annotated as atos homolog protein B. The record is from RefSeq and is a predicted model, not a curated record. The coding region runs from base 1136 to 3037 and encodes 633 amino acids. Lineage: Eukaryota; Metazoa; Chordata; Actinopteri; Salmoniformes; Salmonidae. The transcript has 9 exons.